AUGAACCCCCAGGGCCGUGUGGUGUCCUUCAAGAACGCCAUGGUCAUCCUCACGUCCAACGUCGGCUCCCGCGUCAUCGCCUCGUCAGCGGCGGGCGGCGCCGGCCUGUCCGCGUUCGGCCGGAAGGCCGCGGGGCCGGAUGGGGAGGAGGAGGAGGAGGACGAGCGCGUGGUCGCCGCGGACAGGGCCCGCCUGGGCCGCCUGGUGAACGAGGAGGUCCGCAACUACUUCCGCCCCGAGCUGGUCAACCGCUUCGACGAGACGGUCGUGUUCAACCGCCUGGGGCGCAAGGAGGUGCGCGUUAUCGCCGGCCUCAUGCUGCAGGAGACAGUGGACCGCGUCGCCGCCAAGGGCUAUGGCCUGGAGGUGGGUCCCGCCCUCAUGGAACACAUCGUGAAAGAGGGCAACAGCGGGGAGUACGGCGUCAGGCCGCUGAGGAGGCUUCUCACCAGCUGCGUCGACGACGUGCUGGCCGAGGCCGUCCUCCACGGCGUCGUGCCCAAGGGCUCCCUCGCCUACAUCGACCUCGACCCCGCGACCGGCGAGCCCCGCUGCUGGGCGGGCCGCCCCUCGUACCAAACCUCGGACCCCCUGGAUGUCAUGCACGAGCUGUCGUCCGUGACGGUCCGCGGCCACGACUGCGGGGUCGACGGGGAGGUGCUGGUCGCGCAGCUGCGCGGCGGCUUCCCGGGCGGGUACAGCGGCGGGUACGACGACGAGCAGGGCGGCGGCGGCGCCGGCGCCGGCGCGGGGUCGGGGGUGGACGGGCAGGAGGUGUUGGUGCUGGCGUCUGGCGGGUUUGAGGAGGAUGAAUGA
Monoraphidium neglectum is the source of this 816-nucleotide messenger RNA. Its product is annotated as ATP-dependent Clp protease ATP-binding subunit ClpC. The transcript is spliced from 5 exons. Bases 1 to 816 code for a protein of 271 amino acids. NCBI's taxonomy places the organism in Eukaryota, Viridiplantae, Chlorophyta, Chlorophyceae, Sphaeropleales, Selenastraceae. Gene Ontology annotation, cellular component: cytoplasm. Gene Ontology annotation, molecular function: ATP binding; ATP hydrolysis activity. The record is from RefSeq and is a predicted model, not a curated record. Gene Ontology annotation, biological process: cellular response to heat.